Molecule: messenger RNA, 3138 nt
Organism: Paramecium sonneborni
Lineage: Eukaryota; Ciliophora; Oligohymenophorea; Peniculida; Parameciidae
Source: the annotation of a GenBank genome assembly
AUGGACUUAGGUGAACUUCAUCAUCGUCUUUGCAAAAAGAUUGCCUAACUUACUAAAGUUAUUUUCUUCUUAAAUACAAAAAAUGAUGAAUAUGAAAGUAAUCUCAAAGCUGUUGUAUAAGCAUAUGAAUAAGAAAUGGAUUUAAUUGUAAAAGAGUAUAUAAUUCAUAUUUAUAUCUAAGUGCUAAUCAAAUAGUUCUAACUUACAAGCAAGCAUUAGAUAAAUAAAGCAAGAAUGAUGAUAUUUAAUAAGAACUAAAACAACUUCAAGAAAAAGUUUAAGUUGAGAAAUAAACUGCAUAAAUUGAAUAUUCAUAAUAUAGAAAAAGAAUGGAAGAAAAAGAAUAAGGUCUUGUUACAUAGUAUGAAAAGAAAAUUAAAGAAAUUCAAAAGGAAACUGAAAUUUAAAAAUAAAAAUUUGAUGAUCUCUCUAAGUAAGUUGAUAAAGUUAUUAUGAAAUAAGAGGAGCAAAAAAGAGGAUCACAAAAAUAAUUAGAAGAAACUAUUAAAGAAUGGAAAGAUAAAUAUGAUUCUCUUAUGAGAAAAAAACUUGAAUUAGAUGAUUAAAUUGCUGAUAAAGAUAGACGUCUAUAGAAAUAAUAAUUAGAAAUAGAUGAUUUAUUGAAAAAAAUUGAAGAAGAAAAAAGAAAAUCAAAAGAAGCUUAAGAUAGGUUGUAAGAUUUAAUGAAGCAAAAUUUUGAUUAAAAACUUCAAUCAUUAUAAAAUGAAAUUAAUUCACUAAAAUCAGAAAUUAAUAAUCUCAAAAAUUAGAAAGAUGAUUUAACAAAAUAUAAUCAUAAUUUAUCAGAUGAAAUUCAUUAACUUAAAGAUUAGAUUGCUAAACUCACUCUUGAUUUAAAAGAUAUUGGAUAAAAAUAUCAACAAUCUUAAUCAGAUUUAAUGUAAUAAAAAAAUGAAAAUAAUAAAUUAAAAUAAACUAAUAAUGAUCUAGAAGAUAGAGUAAAGUAACUUAAUUAAUAAAUUGAGAAUCUUAAAUAAUAAUUACAUGCUUAUCAAUAAGAUGGCUCUAUGAAAGAAACACAAUUAUCUAAAUAACUUAGUGAUCUUGAAUAAUAAUUGAAAGCUAGAGAUUUUGAAAUUAGAGAACUUCAUAUUAAAUUAAAUGAAUUAUAAAAGAAAGCAGAUAUGCUUCAAAUGGAAUUGAAUGCUGUUAGAGAUGCAAGUGAUAGAAGUAAUAGUGAUAAAUUAAAAGAAAUUGAAGAAUUAAAAAAAACUGUUAGAAAAUUAGAAGAUGAAAUUGAAAAAUUAUAACUAUAAGCUAAAAAUUAAAUGGGAGAAUUAGAAAAAAAUUUAUUAAAUAAAAUUGAAUAAAUUGAAGCUGAAAAAAGAGAUUUAAUUAAAAAAUAUGAAGAAAAAAUAUAAAAAAUUACAAUUGAGUAUGAAUUAAAAUUAAAAGAAUUAAAGGAUGAAUUAGAGAAUAAGAUAAAAAAUUUAGAAAUAAAUCAUUCAUAAGAAAUUGAAUAAAUUAAAAAUGAAUUUAAUAAGAAAUUAAAAUUAUUAGAAUAAUAAUUAAAUGAUGAAAGAGCAAAUGUAGAAAAAUCUGCUGGUCAAGCAAUUAAUGAAUUAAAAAAUUAAAUUAAUUAAGCCAACAUUAAAAUAUCAGCUUUGGAAAAUGAAAUAUAAAAUUUAUUAAAUAAAAUUAAAGAGUUAGAGUAAACAAUAAUUUAUAAUUUAAAUUAAAUAACAGGCAAAGAAUAAGAAAUAAAAUAGUUAUAAUAAAAAAUAGUAGAAUUAGAAGAUAAAAUUAAGUAAAUAUAGAUGGAAGGUUCUUCUAAUUAAGGUUAAUUAUAAAUCAGAAUUUAGGAAUUAGAAUAACAAAUUAAAUAAUAAAGGAUUGAACUUUUAAGGGAAAAAGAUGAAUAACUGAAUUAAUAAAAGCUUUCAUAUGAAUAAUAGAUGGAUAGGUAAUUAAAAUUUAUAUUAUUAUUUUUAGUUUGAGAUAAUAAUUUGAAGCAGAAAAAAAAUAAAGUAAAAUAGAUUUUGAAAGAAAAUUGUAAUUAAAAGAAGAAGAAAUAGCUAAACUAUUAUAAUAAAUUACUUCUCUGAAAAAAGAUAUGGAAACUGGUUAAGGUGAUUGGGCAAGAAGAUUAAAAUUAAAAGAAGAAGAAUUUGAAUAGAUGCUAAAAGAAAUUAAUUUAAAACAUAAUUAUGAGAUUGAAGUAUAAAUUUAAUAUCAUUAAUUUAGUUGUUAGAUAAAAAGAAUACUUAAAUGAAAGAAUAAAUGAAAAUAUUUUAUGAAAAAGAAAUCUAAUAAAUAAGAGAUGAUCUAAAUGUUGAAACUUAAAAUAAAUUAAAUUAAUAAGCUAGAGAUUUUGAAAAUUAAAAGUAAUCUCUGAUAAAAAACUAUGAAAAUUAAUUAUAAGAUGUUUAAUAAAAAUAUGAAAGAUAAUUAAAUGAUAAAAUUUCAGAAUUUGAAAAUAAAUUAAAAUAAUUGUAAAAUAAAUUAGAAUAAGAAUAAUCUGAUCAUAAAGCUACUAAAGAUAUAAUAUCUGAUCUUAGAAGAUAAUUAGAAAAUUCUAUAGAGUAAAAUAAGUAUUCUUAAGAAAAAUAUGAAUAAUAAAUAAAGAUUUUGUAAUAAUAAAUCAAAGAUUUAAAUAUAAAAUAUCAAUAAGCAGAAACAGAAUUUUCAAAAUAAAUAAAAGAGAAAGAUUAAUGGGUUUAGAACAUGAAAGAAGAAGCUAAAUAAUUAGAAUAGCAAUUACGUUAGUCUCUAAACUAGUAAUUAAAAGAUAGUUUAAUAAAAUAAAAAGAAUUUGCUGACAAUUUAAAAAAUGAGUUUGAAUAAGCUUAAUAACUAUUGAUGCAAAAAUUUUAAAUGCUUGAAGAAGAGUAUAUAUUUUCAAUAUAUAAUAGUUAUAAAGAACUAACUCGACUUUAUGAAGAAAGACCAAGUCGACCUGAAGAUUUAGAAUUAAUUAAAUAGUUACAAUCUUAAGUCACUUUAAAAGAUGAAGAGAUAAAGAAGGUACAUGAACAGAUGAAAUACUUUAAAUUAGAAUUAAUUAAUAGAGAUAAUAAUUACAACAAAAUGUUCAAUGUAAACCCUACAAUAGGAACACUUAAUGUUCUGGAAAAUAAAUCUAAACCAUAAACUGGCAAAAUGCAAUAAAAAAAAUGA